GAUGGAAGAAGAAAAAGGAAAGAUGUUGUAUAACAGGUCAAAGGUUAAUAUAGAUGGAGACUUACAGGCACCCGGUCGCCCGCCAUGGGAGAGCGAGAGAGAAUGACCAUUACAUAAACAGAUCAAGCAUUUGGUGUAUUAUUGGUGGGUUUAGAUUAAUGGUAUUUAAAGAGAAGGACUAGGGCUGGGCUAACAGAGGGACAGGGGAGUGUGUGACCAGUUGGUCUAGAAAAGCCCUGACUAAACUACUGUGCCUCUGAUUUGAUCAGAUGCCGAUAAACACACACCCACAAUAACACACACACACACACACACACACCAUCUCCUGGCUACUUUGUGUGGACGUCACACAAUACUAGUUAAUAAGACCGUUCACUAUCUGUGUGUGGAGGGACAUGACACACCUAGGUUUAUUGAAAAUAAAUCACUUCCCCGUGUGUGGUACCAUUUGAAGAGUUCCUGUAUGACUGUGUGUGGUACCAUUUGAAGACUUCCUGUAUGACUGUGUGUGGUACCAUUUGAAGANUUCCUGUAUGACUGUGUGUGGUACCAUUUGAAGACUUCCUGUAUGACUGUGUGUGUUGACAUUGAGAAGCAUGCUACGGGUAGUAAUGAGACCUAAAGGUCUGUGUGUGACCCCAUAUUGGUCUGUUUCCCCACCAGGUAUUACUACAACAAGAGAAUCCUCCACAAGACCAAAGGRAAGAGGUUCACCUACAAGUUCAACUUCAACAAACUGGUCCUGGUCAACUACCCUUUCAUAGACAUGGGCUCCACAGGUAGUGGUGUUCCUCAGAGUGCUCCACCUUUGCCUUCCGCAGCCGGAACUCAUUUCCGCUUCCCACCSUCCACGCCRUCCGACAUGCUUUCGCCCAAUGAGGACCUGCGUAGCCCCGGGGGCGUGUUCAGCGCCGUGGCUCGGCGCAUGGCUCGCGGCUCGGUCAGCGACUGCAGCGAUGGGACCUCCGUCAACUCUGAAAUCGAGGACGGCAACGGGGGAGGAGGGGAGGAGAGGGGGGGGGAGAGAGGGCUGAGUGGAGGAGGAGGAGGAGGGCCAGGGGGAGGAGGGUACAGGAGUAUGAUCCACCCCCGUUUGUCCCAUGAGUCUCUGUUCAGGAUGUAUGGUGGAGCAGGGAACCCCAACGCCCACCCAGGCUCCCGCGGCCCCCUGGGACACAGGGUCCACCCCGACAACCUGUCCCCCUUCCCCGUGUCCCCCCUGCCCGGCCCUGGGGGUGCAGGGCUCUUAGCCCCACCUCUGUCCCCAGCCCUGCCCUUGACGCCCUCCUCCCACCUGCCCUACACCCCGUCCCCCUCCCUCUCCCCCAUGCUGGGCUCCCACUUCUCCUUCAACCCUGAGGAAAUGAAGCGCUACCUGCAGGCCCACCACCAGAGUGUCUACAACUACCACCUCAGCCCCAGAGCCUUCCUCCACUACCCCAACGUCAUCAUUCCUCAGCCACACCGCCUCGCCCAAGACAAGAGAGAACUGGGCGAGAGGGGGGGAGCAGAGAGAGGAGGAGAGAGGGGGGGAGGAGAGAGAGGAGGAGAGAGGGGGGGAGAACGCUCAGGUCUGAAUAGUCAUCGACACCCAUCACCCCUGUCCCAAUCACACUCUCCUCACCCUCACUCAGCCCACCCUCACCCACACUCAGCCCACCCUCACUCGGCCCAUUCCCAUUCCCACCCCCACCCCAUCCACCACCCACUGCACCUGGGUGAGGAGCCGCCUAACCUCUCACCCUUCAAGUUCAAGCUGCAGCCUCCUCCAUUGGGCCGCAAGCAGAGGGACGGUAGCCAGGGCCACCACCCCAGGCAGAGCUCACUGUCCUCGGGCUCAGGGUCCCUGUCGUCCUCCGGUCUGGGGUCCUCYYUGUCCUUCGGCAGUGACCUGAGCUCAGCCGGCGGGUCAGGACUCAUCUCCAACUCCUCCUCCACCGGCUCCCUCAACAGCACUGGGCUGCCCAAGAUCAAGGUGGAGCCCAUCUCAGACAUUGAGUCAGAAGAGGAGGUGGAGGUGACUGACAUCAGCGAUGAAGACCCCGACGACCGGGGCGACGAGUACGACCUCUUCUCCCCCCGACACCCCCGGCCUCACCCCCACCACCCCAACGGGACCUCCUCCCACCCACACCCCCACGACGAGGACCUGGAUGAGGAUGUCUUCAAGGCCCCCGAGAGAGAUGAGAGAGAUCAUUCUUCGUCCUGCGCUUGGCAGUAA
Molecule: messenger RNA, 2221 nt
Organism: Salvelinus sp. IW2-2015
Lineage: Eukaryota; Metazoa; Chordata; Actinopteri; Salmoniformes; Salmonidae
Product: ETS domain-containing transcription factor ERF
Source: RefSeq, a predicted model, not a curated record